AUGUCACUUUCUUUCACAUCUCAAGUGUUGGAAAUCGAGGCCAUCGUCGAUUACGUCUUUUCCAAGAAACGCCUUGCCGCGGAAGCAGCUCAAAUGGCAGCACCACAGAUCGCUUUUGUCGAGGACAACGCCUUCAAGGUUUUAUAUAACAACAAGAGGCUAGCAAUCCUAGGAGAAGCAGUCCUCGCAAGAGAGCUAUGCAGUGCAUGGUUUAGAAUGCGUGGGUCGCAUGACGACGCCCUGUCCCCAGCACAAUGGACGCAACUGCGUAACGACUUGAUCUCUAAUGAUGCGUUGGCUCACCGAGGCUAUACCGUCGGAAUUGACCAGGUCAUCAUCACCGCUAGUAGCACACCUACUGUGUCCCCUAAGAUGGUCGCAGCAACUUUCGGAGCCAUCAUUGGAGCAGUCCAUGAAGAUGGAGGAGAUGCUGCUGUUCACAAAGUCAUGCAGCAUCUUGGGUUCUUCGACCACGCCCUUCUCACGGUAACGUCUCUAUUUUUUCACUCCCACCCUCAACAUGAGCAACGGCUUGUCAUGCACUAA
This is a messenger RNA of Bipolaris oryzae ATCC 44560, 546 nucleotides long. RefSeq lists its product as uncharacterized. Gene Ontology annotation, biological process: RNA processing. Gene Ontology annotation, molecular function: ribonuclease III activity. The coding region runs from base 1 to 546 and encodes 181 amino acids. NCBI's taxonomy places the organism in Eukaryota, Fungi, Ascomycota, Dothideomycetes, Pleosporales, Pleosporaceae. The transcript has 2 exons. The record is from RefSeq and is a predicted model, not a curated record.